This is a messenger RNA of Mollisia scopiformis, 1056 nucleotides long. Its product is annotated as glycoside hydrolase/deacetylase. Lineage: Eukaryota; Fungi; Ascomycota; Leotiomycetes; Helotiales; Mollisiaceae. The coding region runs from base 1 to 1005 and encodes 334 amino acids. The record is from RefSeq and is a predicted model, not a curated record. Gene Ontology annotation, biological process: carbohydrate metabolic process. Gene Ontology annotation, molecular function: hydrolase activity, acting on carbon-nitrogen (but not peptide) bonds; chitin binding. The transcript is spliced from 5 exons.
AUGGCUUGCGGGAGCGGGAUAGGAUCGUGUCCAACUGAACAGUGUUGUUCUAGUGGAGGUCAGUGUGGCACUGGAUCUACGUAUUGCGCGGGACCUGAUUGUCAGUUGGCAUACGGACCUGCAUGUGACGGAAAUGUACCCUACGGUCAGUCAGCAACUUUGUGUGGAGCUGGUUUGUAUCAUUGCACAACACCCGGUGUUAUCGCCCUCACAUUUGAUGAUGGUCCCUAUAACUUCACCAAAAUGGUCCUAGCAACACUUGCAAAAUACAAUGUCUCAGCAACAUUUUUCAUCAAUGGCAACAGUCUGGGUAAAGGUCGAAUCGAUGACCCCACCACACCUUGGCCCCAGAUUCUCAAGAACAUGUAUGCCGCAGGUCAUCAACUGGCUUCUCACACAUGGACUCACCAAGAUCUCACUUCCCUGCCAACAGAUCUGAUGCAAAAUCAAGUCAUCUACAACGAGAUGGCUUUCCGCAAUAUUUUCGGCUUCUUUCCCACGUAUCUACGUCCACCGUAUGGAUACUGCUCCGGAUCUUCAAACUGCUCUCCAUAUCUCACCAGCAUGGGAUACCACAUCAUAUACUGGGAUGUCGACACCAAAGACUAUCUGAAUGAUGAUCCCACCUUGAUUAUCAACAGCGAGAAUUACUUUGCAGGCAAUACCUCGAGUCCAGCAAGUGGACAUAGCUACAUCCCACUGGCGCACGAUAUACACCUUAACACCGCGUUGACAUUGGUAGCAUAUAUGUUGGAUACGUUGAAUGCGAGGGGUUACAAGGCGGUCACGGUGGGCGAGUGUCUGGGCGAUCCAAGAGCAAAUUGUACAGGAACAGUCACAAACGUGGCGUUGAGUCAAGUGGCAUCUACUAGCCAUCCAGGGGUGUCAUCCACAACGCUGACUCCAGUGCCAACGUCUGAUGGGAAUGGUCUCUUUGCCUCGUUGCGGACGGCAUCGACUUUGAUACUUUGGGCAUCCGCUGUUAUUGUGAGCGAACUGCUGUGAGAACAUUUCAAGGUAGAGUCAAUUGGGCGACACCGAAAAUGUUGAUGGUUC